UGCUUCAGCCACCUGACUGGUUUGGUCUUUAUUCAACAAAUCCCCCGCGGACAGCCAGGCAAAGAUUUGCAACAGAGGGAGAAGUACAGCUCACUUUCGAGGUUGGCUCAACGGGGUUAAAUGCUCCAGGACUCAGGACUUCUGAAAGUCAAGAAUGAGUUUCCCGGAUUUUAAACCCCUCUAAUGUGAUGUUAUGUGCUGUACUCCUGUUGUCACAUUUGGGAAUAAGCUUUUUUGAGUUCCUGUGACCAAUUAUCUUUUUCUGGAAUGGGAUGUCCUUGGCUGAAGAUCUCUGGUGUGCUGGCUCUGCCCUUCUGCCCCUGAUGAUGUUGGUCUCACCCUGAAACAGUUGUGUGUUGUAGAAGUCUCUUGUGUGUGGAUUAAGUGUUGGAACAGCAGUUUGGAUUAGCUGGAGGGUGAAGGGGAGUCUUUCUGGAAAAUGUACACGCGCAGCGGAGUGGACAGUGAUGUGUAUCAAAAAGACGAGGGAAAAUGGGCACUGCUACGUAAUGUCAACCAAGUGUUCAAAUACCAGCACACAUUGCUUCCAGGGGAUUAUGUCUGGUUGGAUUUGAAGACCGGCCGUGAGUUUGAAGUUCCAAUUGGAGCAGUGGUGAAGUUAUGCGACUCCGGACAAAUUCAGGUUGUGGAUGACGAAGGGAAUGAGCACUGGAUCUCACCUCAGAAUGCCACCAAUAUUAAGCCCAUGCAUCCGACAUCCGUCCAUGGAGUGGAAGACAUGAUCCGACUGGGAGACCUAAAUGAAGCAGGAAUUCUACGUAACCUCCUCAUCCGUUACCGAGACCGCUUGAUCUAUACAAACUGUGGCAGUCGGACGUACACUGGCUCCAUCCUGGUGGCGGUGAAUCCCUAUCAACUGCUGCCGAUCUACACGGCCGAGCAAAUCCGCUACUACACCAACAGGAAGAUCGGGGAGAUGCCGCCUCAUAUCUUCGCAAUUGCUGAUAACUGUUACUUCAACAUGCAACGGAACGGCAAGGACCAGUGCUGUAUCAUAAGUGGAGAGUCUGGUGCUGGGAAAACGGAGAGCACAAAGCUGAUACUACAGUUCCUGGCAGCGAUCAGCGGCCAGCAUUCGUGGAUCGAGCAGCAAGUCCUUGAAGCAAAUCCCAUUCUGGAAGCCUUUGGGAAUGCUAAAACUAUCAGGAAUGAUAACUCCAGUCGUUUUGGGAAAUAUAUCGACAUCCAUUUUAACAAGCGAGGGGCCAUCGAGGGAGCCAAGAUAGAACAAUAUCUACUGGAGAAGUCUCGUGUUUGUCGUCAGGCUGAUGGGGAGAGAAACUAUCACAUUUUCUAUUGCACGUUGAUGGGGAUGAGCACUGACCAGAAGAAGAAACUUGGUCUGGGGAAGCCAACAGAUUACACCUACUUGACCAUGGGAAAGUGCACCGUCUGUGAUGGCCGAGACGACAGCAAGGAGUAUGCCAACAUUCGUUCUGCCAUGAAGGUCCUCAUGUUCACCGACACAGAGAAUUGGGAGAUAAGCAAGCUGUUGGCUGCCAUCCUACACAUGGGCAACCUGGCCUAUGAGCCUCGAGUGUACGACAACCUGGAUUCAUGUGAGGUGGUCUACUCUGCCCAGCUGUUGGCAGCUGCAGCUCUCCUUGAGGUUGACUGCCUGGACCUUCAGAACUGCCUUACCAGCCGCACCAUUAUAACGAGAGGAGAGACAGUCUCCACUCCUCUCAACAUGGAGCAAGCUCUCGACGUCCGCGAUGCUUUUGUGAAGGGUAUCUAUGGACGACUCUUUGUCUGGAUAGUGGAGAAGAUUAAUGCGGCAAUUUAUAAACCUCCAUCCCGGGAGCCCAAGGUUGUGCGCCGGUCAAUCGGUUUACUAGAUAUCUUUGGGUUUGAAAACUUCCAUUCAAACAGCUUUGAACAGCUCUGUAUAAACUUUGCCAACGAGAACCUGCAGCAGUUCUUCGUCCGCCACGUGUUCAAGCUGGAGCAGGAGGAGUAUAACUUGGAGAACAUCAACUGGCAGCACAUAGAGUUCACCGACAACCAGGAUGCUCUUGAUAUGAUCGCACUCAAGCCCAUGAACAUAAUUUCCCUCAUCGAUGAGGAGAGCAAGUUCCCCAAGGGUACUGACUCAACAAUGCUGAAUAAGCUGAACUCCCAGCACAAGCUGAAUUCUUUCUACAUCCCUCCAAAGAACAACUAUGAAACCCAGUUUGGCAUCAGCCAUUUUGCUGGAAUUGUCUUCUACGAGACGAAAGGUUUUCUAGAGAAAAAUCGUGACACACUUCAUGGAGACAUCAUCCAGCUAGUCCACUCCUCCAAGAAUAAGUUCAUCAAGCAGAUCUUUCAGGCUGAUGUAGCCAUGGGAGCAGAGACCAGGAAACGUUCGCCAACACUAAGCAGCCAGUUUAAGCGUUCGCUGGAACUGCUGAUGAGAACGCUCAGCGUCUGCCAGCCCUUCUUCGUACGUUGUAUCAAGCCCAAUGAGUACAAGAAAUCCAUGCUGUUUGACCGGGAGCUGUGUGUCCGCCAGCUGAGAUACUCUGGGAUGAUGGAGACCAUUCGGAUCCGGCGCGCGGGUUACCCCAUUCGCUACACCUUCGUGGAGUUUGUGGAUCGAUACAGAGUGCUAAUGCCUGGGGUCAAGCCAGCAUACAAACAGAGCGACCUUCGUGGGACAUGCCAGCGAAUAGCAGAAGCCUUCCUAGGCCAGGAUGGUGACUGGCAGAUUGGAAAGACCAAGAUUUUCCUGAAGGAUCACCAUGACAUGAUGCUGGAGAUAGAGAGAGACAAGGCGAUCACAGGCAAGGUUAUCCUGAUCCAGAAAGUAGUUCGAGGAUUUAAAGACCGGUCAAAUUUUGUUAAAAUAAGAAACGCAGUGAUGUUAAUUCAGAAAUAUUGGCGUGGAUACCAGUGCCGGAAGAGCUUCAGUGCGAUGCGAGUAGGAUUCUCCAGGCUGCAGGCCCUGCAUCGCUCUCACAAGCUCUCCAAGCAGUACCACUUCGCCCGCAAACGGAUCAUCCUUUUCCAGGCUCGUUGCCGUGGCUACCUGGUGCGAAGGGCCUUCCGCCAUCGUUUCUGGGCCGUCGUCACCAUCCAGGCCUGCGUCCGUGGCAUGAUCGCGCGGAGGCUGUACAAACGGCUGAAGGGAGAGUACCGGCGGCGGCUGGAGGCGGAGAAGCUGCGGCUGGCUGAGGAACUGCGGCUGAGCAAGGAGAUGAGCAGCAAGAGGGCCAAGGAGGAGGCGGAGAGGAAGCACCAGGAGCGCCUUGCUCAGUUGGCUCAGGAGGAUGCGGUGAGGGAGAUGGAAGAGAAGAAGGAGGCUCGGCGGAAGAAGGAGAUGCUGGAACAGAUGGAGAAGGCUCGGAAUGAGCCCGUGAAUGACUCUGAGAUGGUGGACAAAAUGUUUGGCUUUCUGGGUACUCCCUCCAUGGUACCCGGGCAGGAAGGCCGAGCGCCAACUGGGUUUGAGGAUCUGGAGCGGGCCCCGAAAGCGGUGGAGGAAGAGGAUUUGGACGCAUGCCUCCCACUGCCGGAGGAGGAGGAGGAGGAUCUCUCGGAGUACAAGUUUGCCAAAUUUGCCGCCACGUACUUUCAGGGCACCACCACCCACACCUAUGUCCGGAGACCCCUCAAGAUACCCUUGCUUUUCCAUGAUGACGAGGGCAAUCAGCUGGCGUCUCUGGCGGUCUGGAUCACCAUCCUGCGGUUCAUGGGCGACUUGCCGGAACCCAAGUAUCACACGGCCAUCAGCGACGGCAGCGAGAAAAUCCCAGUCAUGACCAAGAUCUACGAAACCCUCGGGAAGAAGACGCACAAGCGGGAACUGCAGGCUUUGCAGAGUGACGGCGAGAGCAUGCAUGCGGACAAGAAGAACAGUGUGCGGCAUAAGCUGGUCUCGUUGACUCUGAAGAAGAAAUCCAAGCUCACGGAAGAGGUGGCAAAGAGACUGAACGACGGGGACUACAGCCUCAGGGGGAACAGUAUGCUGGAAGACCGACCUACCUCCAACCUGGAGAAACUUCACUUCAUCAUCGGGAAUGGUAUUCUACGCCCUGAGCUCAGGGAUGAGAUUUACUGUCAGAUCUGCAAGCAGCUGAGCCAGAAUCCGUCCAAAAGCAGCCACGCCCGCGGGUGGAUCCUCAUGUGCCUCUGCGUUGGGUGCUUUGCUCCGUCUGAGAAGUUUGUGAAGUACCUGAGGAACUUCAUCAAUGGAGGCCCCCCUGGUUACGCUCCCUACUGUGAGGAGAGGAUGAGGAGGACAUUUGCCAAUGGCACUCGAACGCAGCCACCGAGCUGGCUGGAGCUGCAGGCCACCAAGUCAAAGAAGCCGAUCAUGUUGCCCAUCACCUUCAUGGACGGAACGACCAAGACCCUCCUGACCGACUCCGCGACGACAGCCAAAGAGCUGUGCAACGCUCUGGCGGACAAGAUAGGCCUGAAAGAUCGCUUUGGAUUUUCCUUGUAUAUUGCUCUGUUUGACAAGGUCUCUUCGCUGGGCAGUGGGAAUGACUACGUGAUGGACGCCGUGUCCCAGUGUGAGCAGUACGCGAAGGAGCAGGGGGCACAGGAGAGGAACGCACCCUGGCGCCUCUUCUUCCGCAAGGAGAUCUUCACGCCCUGGCACAACCCCUCCGAGGACCUGGUGGCGACGAACCUCAUCUACCAGCAGACUGUGAGAGGCGUCAAGUUUGGGGAGUACAGGUGUGAUAAGGAGGAAGACCUUGCUGAACUUGCUGCCCAGCAGUACUACGUGGACUAUGGCUCGGAGAUUGUUCUAGAACGGCUGAUGAGCUUAAUUCCGUCCUAUAUUCCUGACCGGGAAGUCACCUCUUCCAAAACGAUGGAGAAGUGGGCCCAGUACAUUAUUGCGGCUCACAAGAAGGGAGUGUAUACUCAGAAGAGAAUCAGCCCUCAGAAGGUGAAGGAAGAGGUCGUGGACUUCGCUCGAUUCAAAUGGCCUUUGUUGUUUUCGCGUUUCUAUGAGGCUUUCAAGUUCUCAGGACCAAGCCUGCCAAAGAACGAUGUAAUCGUCGCAGUCAACUGGACUGGUGUCUACUUUGUCGAUGAGCAGGAGCAAGUUCUUCUGGAACUUUCCUUCCCAGAAAUCACUGCUGUUACCAGCAGCAGGGGUGGGAAAAUGCAGGGUCAGAGCUUCACCCUGGCAACCAUCAAAGGCGAUGAGUACACCUUCACCUCCAACAACGCAGAGGACAUCCGUGACCUGGUGGUGACGUUCCUUGAGGGGCUGAGGAUGAGGUCAAAAUUCGUUGUCGCGCUGCAGGACAACCCAAGCCCUGUUGGUGAUGACGUGACCUUCCUCAGCUUCCUGAAGGGGGACCUCCUCAUCCUGGAUCAUGACACGGGCGAGCAAGUCAUGAACUGCGGCUGGGCGCACGGCAUCAAUGAGAGGACCAAACAGAAGGGAGACUUCCCGACCGAAUGCGUCUAUGUGUUGCCCACGGUUACCAAGCCAGCGGCUGAGAUAGUGUGCUUGGUAACCAUGACGCCAGGUCAGAGGCAAGAAGCCCUCAAGACAUCACAACUGUCCAUAGGAGAGCCGGAGGAGAAGGUGAAGCUCUAUACACUGGAGGAGUUCUCAUAUGACCAUUUCAGACCGCCUCCGAAACACACCUUGAGCCGGGUGAUGAUCACAAAGAACCGCGGGAAGGACAAGCUCUGGUCCUGUACCCGGGAGCCAAUUAAGCAGCCGUUGCUGAAGAAGUUGCAGGGGAACGAGGAGCUGUCGCAGGAGUCCUGCCUCUGCUUUGUAGCUGUGAUGAAGUAUAUGGGAGACUACCCCUCCAAACGAAUGCGCUUGGUGAACGAGCUGACAGACCAGAUAUUCGAAGGUGCCUUGAAGGGGGAGCUGAUGAAAGACGAGAUUUACUGCCAGAUUCUUAAGCAGCUGACUGACAACCAUGUGAAGUACAGCGAGGAGAAAGGAUGGGAGUUGCUCUGGUUGUGUACUGGGCUCUUCCCUCCGAGCAAUGUCCUCCUGCCCCACGUCCAGAGGUUCCUCCAGUCCCGGAAAAGCCACAUGCUCGCUCCUGACUGCAUGUUCCGACUCCAGAAAGCCCUCCGCAAUGGCUCCCGGAAGUACCCACCCCACCUUGUGGAAGUGGAGGCUAUACAACACAAAACAACCCAAAUAUACCACAAGGUCUACUUCCCCGAUGACACGGAUGAGGCCUUUGAGGUGGAGUCUAGCACCAAGGCCAAAGAUUUCUGCCAGAGCAUUUCCACCCGUCUGCUGCUGAAGUCUGCUGAUGGAUUCAGUUUAUUUGUCAAGAUCUCUGACAAGGUGAUCAGCGUGCCUGAGGGAGAUUUCUUCUUCGACUUCGUACGUCACCUCACCGAAUGGAUCAAGAAAGCUCGGCCUGUGAAAGAUGGUGUCAUCCCUUCUCUGACCUACCAGGUCUUCUUCAUGAAGAAACUAUGGACACACACUAUACCUGGCAAGGACCAUAUGGCGGACUCCAUCUUUCAUUACUAUCAGGAGCUACCAAAAUAUCUGCGAGGCUAUCACAAGUGUACCCGCGAUGAGGUACUGCAGUUGGCGGCGCUCAUUUACCAGGUGAAGUUUGAAGAUGAUAAAUCACAGUUCCCAAGCAUUCCCAAAAUGCUAAAGGAACUGGUGCCACAGGACGUGAUACGGCAACUCUCGCCGGAUGACUGGAAACGGUCCAUUGUGGCUUUUUACAACAAGCAAGCAGGAAAAUCGAGGGAAGAGGCCAAGCUGUCGUUCUUGAAGCUGAUCUAUAGAUGGCCUACAUUUGGAUCGGCCUUUUUUGAAGUCAAGCAAACUACUGAGCCAAACUACCCAGAGAUCCUCCUCAUCGUCAUCAACAAGCAUGGAGUGAGCCUCAUUGACCCAAAGACGAAGGACAUUCUCACCACCCAUCCGUUCACCAAGAUAUCCAACUGGAGCAGCGGUAACACCUACUUCCACAUCACCAUUGGUAACCUGGUGAGGGGCAGCAAGCUCCUGUGUGAAACGUCUCUGGGAUAUAAAAUGGACGACCUCCUGACUUCCUACAUUAGCCAGAUGUUGACCUCCAUGAACAAGGAGCGCAGCACAAAGGUCAAUAAAUGAACCUAUUGUGACCACUGGGUCUGGGCUUGCCAGGUGAUGCAGAUGCUGAGGCCCAUGGGCAAUCCUUGCAGCUGGAGAAAGACGUUCUCUACCCAGGUCUGGAGUAUGAGGAGAAGUCCUCUGCCUAGCUCUUCUGAUAGCAACUCGGACUCUCCCUCAAGCGAGGAUGACUAUCUUUAAUGUGUACGUGUGUGUGUGUGUGUGUGUGUGUGUGUGUGUGUGUGUGUGUGUGAGAGCAAGAGGAAGUAGCUUUCAAAUCCCUCACACAGACAAUAAGCCAAAAAAAAAGGAAAAUCGGGAUUCAUGAGCAGUCAUUCCAAAAAGAAACUCUGAGCCUACAAUGAAAGGCUUUUCACAUAUUCCUCAGUGCACUUUUGAUCACACCCAAGUGUUAUUUUAAGUCCCAUUCUCUUCCACGGAAACACAGUGUUUGUGAGGGUGGUGUUUCUGUGGGCAUCAUGUUUCAUGGGCCACAUGGCUUAACCUCUCCCCUCGGCAGAUGAUUCAGGUCGAACUUUUCCGGGCCCUGGGACUUGCAUUGCCUACAGUGAAAAGCAGCUGAUGUAUAGUUUUGCUUCUGUUUACAAGUAUGAAUUUGUUUUAUUCUGACUCGUGUAAAAAGAAAAGUUUGGAAAAUGUUUUCUUUUUGUACAUUUUUUUUUGUUUCCCAUUUCUCCUCUAAAUCCCAGAGUGUUCAUUUUGUCAUCCCACCUCAUUCGUGAUGUACUGAAAUGCAUAUAUUUCUUUCAAUUUGAAUAUCUGGACUUUGGCAGGAUGUAUCAAAAGCGACUUGAUUCCAUCCUGUCGGUGCCUAUCUGGGCAUGGUGACUGUCGUCGGUAAUAGUCUGUCAAAACCAGCCACAGGGCAUUGCUGUGUGGAGGUUAUUCCUAUACUAAUCACAGUCACGGUCUCAGUCUCUCACUUCGAAGACUUUUCAAAAUGAACCCACCAGCUUUGUAGUUCUUUUGACACUGUUUCCACUCAUUUCCUUUCUUCAAUAUCCCCACUUCCUUUAAAGCCUUUAAAAUGGAAAGAUCUUGUCCUUACAAUUUUUUUUGUCUUGUAAUUUAUUCACAAAACUGAGCCUGUCAGCCCCUUCCCUUGAGUGGGUACCAUCUCAGGAAUCCCACUGCUGAAACGUCCUGAGCUGUUGGAAGAACCACUCCUUAAAUCACUAUCCAUUCAUUUUUCCCUUUCCGCAGAGACUGACUGACCAGUAGGGAAUUUCCAGCAUAUCGCCAGGUAACAUCUAGGGUGGGAAACAGAUCCAGAUAAAUGACCAGGACAGGAGACAUUUGCAUUUCCAAUUAGGAGUGGGAAUCUCUUAUCAGAAUAGACUACAGUAUCACUGAUUGAAGAUGGCUUCACGCUACCGGAUGAGGUUGCUAUGACACUUGAGAGUGCUUUCCUGGCCUCUUGGCCCACGGCCAAUCACUCUCUCCAGGCACCAAGCUCAAGUCUUGCACUGGUCAUUAGCAAAGUCCAGAUUCUAACACCCAUAAUUCUAUGUGGGGUGCUUUUCUCACUGGAGGUGAGCAGGAGCAGAUGUAAUUUCCACCCAACUAUGGCCCCCUCCAACUGGAUGAAGCCAGGGAUUAAAGUUGAACCACAAUACCUGUUGCGUUGAUGUAAUUUACCAGUCACCCCCUUGACAUUCCACUUUCAGUGCAUUUAAGACGCUCCCGUGUGCUUAGAAGAUAUUCUAUUUACUUAUGUAUAACAUAUUGUUGGCAAUUUGUAUGUGAUUUUAGUUGAAACAGUCCUUAAGGUUCUGUAAUGAAGAGAUUUUUUUUUCUCUCUCAUUUCGUCGUUCUGUAGAACAGGGUGUCAACCAGUCUGGUAAGCUGUCCUGUAAAAUGCAUGUUGAAAACUUUAUAUUUGAAUUUCAAACUGCACACUCCCAGAUUUUAUGCUCCAUUUUCACAUGUCAACCUUUGACAUGUCCUUACCAGGUGCUGAUGAUUUUGUUUCUAUUCGAGAACUGAUUCUGAAACCAUCAAGAUUCCUCCCCUGCUGUCAAACUGCCCCAUUCAGUAUGAGAAGACCUGCGAUGUACUCCGCCAAAGCAAGUCACUUAUCUGUGAGGUUGACUGACUCCCAGAAUCAUAAUCCCAACCUGAACAACCCGACACCUCAGGAUAACCGGCUGACCUGAGAUUACCAGCUCACUGUGGAGUAGCGCUUGCUUUCGGGGUCAGAGUGUAGACACAUUUGGGAAUUCCCAUGAAAUUUCUGUUCAUGAAAAUCCUGGUGCCAGGUAAUUCCAGAGUUGCGUGUGGAUGAUUUUCAGAUGAGUCCUUGGGAAGAGUUUAGGUCCAUUUUUAAUUUGCAUUAUUGUUCCCAUUGUAUUCACCUCUCUGGAGAUUCCUACAGGUUCGGAAGCAUGCUGUAAUCUGGUCCAUCUUCCCUGGAUUUCGGCAGUUUACUGUCAUUCAGCCUCAACAGAACAUUGGAUGUCGUCUUGUGGGUUCGAGUUCAACUCCUAAAUGGGUCAAGAUCAGGACUCAUCUCUUGAGUGAAUACACUGGCAUGAAAGCCCCAUGAUCCAGGAAGAUGGGCCAGACUUCAGUUUGCUUCUGAGCCUAUAGGAAUCUCUAGAUGUACCACCUCUCCAGAGAUUCCUAUAGUUCCAGAAGCGAGCUGGAAUCUAGCCCAUUUGGAUCUUGGGGCUUUAUUGCCAGUGUUAUUGGUCAAUGAAUUCUGAUAUCACCCACAAGACGGUGUCCAAUGUUCUGCAUGUGUCCAUUGUCUUAGUUGUCCCUGGCCAUAUGGUGACCAUAUUGUGGAUCUGCCCCAUCCCAGAUGGGGGAAAGCAGGGAAAGGCUUGGGGUGGGUGCUGCCUCCAUCUCCCUGUCCAUGGAGGUGUAACGGCAAGAAUUGCUUCUAUCUACAUUAUCAUUACGGCAACAGCUUAAACCAAGAGGUACUGCACAUUAUGCAGACCUAGCCCCUGGUGCAAGCAGUUAAUGGGGUCCACUGCCAGUGAAGCAGGAGGUCCUGUGGUGUUAAAUCUUGAACAAAUGCAGGCUUCAUGAAACUUCACUGCACAAAUUAUUUUAAUGUAGAAUUAUUGUUUUAGUCACUCCUGACCCAGUAAGCAAUGAAAAUACAAGCUUAGUGCAAAAGGGGUAGGAAUUGGAGGUGGAGUGGGGGAUGUUAACAGUAUACAGUGACUAAAUCGCUCUCCUAUUAUGUGGAAGAUGUUCCCUGUACUUGCUGUCAUGAAAGCCAUCCAUUAGCUGUGAAGUCUUAAGCGUCGCACCAAUCUUUCCCUGGAAGGCAUCCAUGGGAAAGGUCAUGUCCCUCAAUAGGGAGCAGGGAAGGGCUUCACAAACACUUCCACUCAUUUUGUUUAAUGAAGUUAUCAAAAUGUGUAAUGCCCUGUGUCUUUCUGUUAAUAAGAUUUUAUUGACCUGGUGGCUCCUUCUAUUGAACCAGAAGAAAAUGUCAGAUGGUAAAUCACCGAAGGAGAAAACAAUAUACCCUCACUGAUAUUCUCUGUUGCUAAUGUGGCUGUUCGUCAGAUCGAUUCCCAAUAAGGCGCCAUCCUUGGGGAGAUGGAUCACUGCCUGUGUUCGGUUUCAGACUCUGAUGGUCAUGAGCUUGUAUGUGUUAGUAGGAUGGAUCGUGUAUUGGAAUGUUUGUGUAUUAGACUCUAGAAAUUGUGCAUGGGUGGGGGGAGAGAGUGAUAUCUUUUUGGUGGGUGUAAUCCAUGGAACAUUCCAGCAAUGUUUCCUUGGGUACUUUGGAAGGCUUAAGAGUAGAUGACCUUGUUUGAAGUUUGUGCACUCUCAAUAUGUGCAUAUGGUGCACAGUUACCCACAGCUCUGGGGUUUGUGAACCCAGCUACUUUGGGGAGACACUGUUGCACCUCGGAAGGCUGAAGAGCAGAUAACCUUGAUUAAAGUUUGUGCACUUUGAGGCAAUUCCCAAAACGUGCAAUAUACACAUUUACCGUAACUCAAAAUGCAUAGUUAUGCAAUCCAGCUAAGAUGUGUGCAUCACCUUGUCCUUCUCCAACACACAUGGUUCAAAGCAGCUCUUUAGAAACCUACUCUCUUCCACAGCAUUAGACUGCCACUGAGUGUGAGCAAUAUUUGUAAAUAAUGUUAAUAAUGAAGAUAUGUAUUGUGAUAAUUUUUUAAAAAUAAAAGCUUUGUGUGGAUGCAUGUGCAUGGGUUUGUGAGCUGAAGAUGGUGUUUGCUUUCCAUUUGCCAUCCAGGGCUAGAGAAGUGUGUCUAAUGGUCUGUCUGUGGUUUAUAUCUGUAUAAUUAAUGUUCCACUGUCUAAUAAAUAUUUCUCUGCACAUUAACUUCAGCCCCGCAUGUCUGUGUCAGCCACAGUUUGCACCGAGUCUU
Hypanus sabinus (Atlantic stingray) is the source of this 11437-nucleotide messenger RNA. RefSeq names its product myosin VIIAa (gene myo7aa). Gene Ontology annotation, cellular component: myosin complex; cytoskeleton. Lineage: Eukaryota; Metazoa; Chordata; Chondrichthyes; Myliobatiformes; Dasyatidae. The record is from RefSeq and is a predicted model, not a curated record. The transcript has 49 exons. Gene Ontology annotation, molecular function: ATP binding; cytoskeletal motor activity; protein binding. Bases 440 to 7078 code for a protein of 2212 amino acids.